AUGGCGCAAUCCACUCGCGAUAUCGUAAACAAGCCCGCCGAGGGCAUCUCAUACUUUACCCCUGCGCAAAUCCCGCCCGCGGGAUCCGCAGCGAUUCCCCAGUCUGAUGGAGCUCAGCCACCAAAGCUCUUCCAGCCUUUCAAAGUGCGGGGUGUAACCUUCCACAAUCGAAUUGGGCUCUCGCCUCUAUGCCAAUACAGUGCCGAUGAUGGCCACAUGACGGACUGGCACAUGGCCCACCUGGGCGGAAUCGCUCAGCGUGGACCCGGUCUUCUCAUGGUCGAAGCGACAGCAGUGCAGGCCGUGGGUCGAAUCACCCCACAAGACCAUGGUCUCUGGAAGGACUCUCAGAUUGAGCCACUCCGCCGCGUGGUGGAAUUUGUGCACAGCCAGAACCAGAUCAUCGGUAUCCAGCUCGGCCAUGCUGGACGCAAAGCAAGCACUGUAGCACCAUGGUUGAGCGCCGCAGAUACAGCCACGGAGGCAACGGGUGGAUGGCCCAACGACGUCAUCGGCCCAUCUGAUAUACCCUUCAGGGACGAGUUCCCGAAACCCAAGGCGAUGACGAAAGCCGAUAUUGAACAAUUGAAGAAAGACUGGGUAGCUGCCAUCAAGCGAGCUCUCAAAGCAGGCGUGGAUUUUAUUGAGAUCCAUAAUGCCCACGGCUACCUUCUUAUGAGCUUUUUGUCACCGGCCGUUAAUCAACGUACCGAUGAAUACGGUGGUAGCUUUGAGAACCGGAUCCGGCUGACAAUGGAAAUCGCAAAAUUGACUCGCGAGAAUGUUCCUGAUGACAUGCCUGUUUUCCUACGUGUCUCGGCUACUGACUGGUUGGAAGAGUCUAUGCCCAACGAGCCGAGCUGGCGCGUGGAAGAUACUGUUCGUCUGGCUAAGGCCUUAGCAGAGAGUGGCAAUAUUGAUGUGAUGGAUAUCAGCAGUGGCGGAAAUCAUAAUUUGCAGCAUAUUCAUGCUAAGCCGGCUUUCCAGGCGCCUUUUGCUAUCAAGGUAAAGGAGGCAGUUGGAGAUAAGCUGAUGGUCGGCUCGGUCGGCAUGAUCAGCUCCGCCCACAUGGCCAAUGGUCUUUUGGAGAACGAUGGCUUGGAUUUCGUCCUUAUUGGACGAGGAUUCCAAAAGAACCCAGGUUUGGUAUGGACCUGGGCGGAAGAGCUGGAUGUUGAGAUCGCCAUGGCUAACCAAAUCCGCUGGGGCUUCGCCAGUCGUGGCGGUGGGGCCUAUCUGAAAAAGAAAGGGGUCCAGGUGUAA
Messenger RNA from Penicillium longicatenatum, 1263 nucleotides. RefSeq names its product NADH:flavin oxidoreductase/NADH oxidase. The record is from RefSeq and is a predicted model, not a curated record. The transcript is spliced from 2 exons. Gene Ontology annotation, cellular component: intracellular anatomical structure. Bases 1 to 1263 code for a protein of 420 amino acids. Lineage: Eukaryota; Fungi; Ascomycota; Eurotiomycetes; Eurotiales; Aspergillaceae. Gene Ontology annotation, molecular function: NADPH dehydrogenase activity; NADP binding; FMN binding.